This is a messenger RNA of Hydractinia symbiolongicarpus, 2204 nucleotides long. Its product is annotated as ADP-ribosylation factor-like protein 13B. The transcript has 13 exons. The coding region runs from base 88 to 2073 and encodes 661 amino acids. Lineage: Eukaryota; Metazoa; Cnidaria; Hydrozoa; Anthoathecata; Hydractiniidae. The record is from RefSeq and is a predicted model, not a curated record. Gene Ontology annotation, molecular function: GTPase activity; GTP binding.
UUAAACGCAUAAAACAAAAUUCAUAUUCACUUUUAAGCGAUGCUUGAAAAUACUUCAAAAAAUAUACAAUAUUGAGUUAUGAAAUAAAUGUUCAGUUUAAUGGCAAAUUGUUUCGCAUGGUUAAAAGGAGGUAAUAAAACAGUAAGAGAGAUCAAGCUUGUUAUUAUUGGUUUGGAUGACGCUGGGAAAACUACAACAGUUGCAUGUCUACAAGGAGAACCUCCAGAUGGCAUCACUCCAACAAUUGGCUUUUCUAAUGCAUCUCUUAAAGUUGGCAAAUGGGACAUAACACUGUACGAUUUGGGAGGUGGUAGCAGUGUGCGUAGUGUGUGGGAAAAAUACUAUGCCGAUGUUUAUGGUAUUUUAUUUGCGGUUGACUCUGGAAAUGAAGAGCGCUUAGAAGACUCAAGAACUGUGCUAGGUGAUGUGUUCAAAAAUUCGAAAGUGAAAGGAAAACCAGUUGCAGUUUUUGCCAACAAACAAGACAUAGAGGGUGCGUUGAACGAGAAGCAAAUAGCUGAACAGCUGGAGUUGCGAGAACUUUCCGAACAGUAUAGCUUCACAUUCAAUGUUUUUCCAUGCUCUGCACUGAAAGGAUAUGGGAAACAAAUAGAUAAAAGCAUAAUGACAGGUUUACGAUGGUUGCUGGAUGCUAUUGAAAAGGACUACGCUGUCAUUCAUGAAAAGGUUGAGAAAGAAUCUGCUAUACAGAAAGAACAAGAAGCGAAAGAAAGAAAAGAGAGAAUGGAACGAAUCCGAAAACUUCGCGAAGAAAGGGAGAAAGCAGCUAAAGAAGCUGGUGUCCAAGAAGAGGAAGAAGAAUCAGAUGAUGAUGUUGUCACUGGUAGCAAUCCCUUUCGAAAUAUUAAUGACCAAAUUGAAAUCACAGCUAAAAGAGAAAAGAAAGCUAAAGAAAACAUGAAGAGAAUUAAGGCAUACCAAGAAACAAAAAUGCAAUCCGAAGACACUAAUAACAUCAAAGAAUUAACAGAAACUACAGAAAUGAAAAGAAGUACGAAGAAGGAAAGUAGAAAGAAACAUAUAGAGGAGGAAGAUGAAGAGGAAGAGGAAGGAGAAGAAGAUGAUGACGAUCAAGUUGUUAUGCAUGUACCACGAAUUACCGUACAACAACCGACACCAUGUGUCAAUGAAAUAAGAAAAAAGAAGAAGAAGAAGAAUAUAGAAAAGUAUGAACUAAAUAACAUGGAAAAUUACGAACUAGAGGAAGACAAAAAGCAGGAUACAAAGAAAAAGAAGAAGAAAAAGAAGAAUAUAUAUAUUGAAGAUGGUAAUGAUGAUGGUGAUGAUAUUAAUAAGGACAAUGAUGUGGACGGUAUUUGUAGUGACUUGGAAGACAUGAAUAUCGACAAUAUAUUAAAUAAAAAAGAGAAAGAAAAAGAAGAAGAAGCGGGGUAUAGUGGAGCUAAUGUUAUAUAUGUUAGUAGUCAAGAUAAUGUGAGAGACGACACUCCACCACCGAGAGUAAAAAAGAAAAGAAAAAAACGCGAAGAUGUUGACAUUUUAAAUGAAAGUACUGUCGGUGAAUUGCCGAACUUUGAUCAUCAUCAUCAAAAACAGACGCGAUAUCGGGUGACAAACGAAAAUGAUGACGGUAACGACGACGGCGACGACGAUUUUAAGCCUAGAAAAGUUAAAAGUGAGCAGGAGAUUAUACGUCAUUCACGAGCUGAAAUGUUUCGAGCUAGGUCUUACGAUUCGUUACAAGGUAAUACAAACAAUCAAAAGAGUUCGAAUAAGAAAAAGAAGAAGAAGAAAAAGAAGAAGAAAGUAAUUGUUGUUGUUGAAGAUGGUGCUGACGAAGAAUAUGUUGACAAAAUUAUCGGUGAAAGGACUAAAAAAAGCAAAAAUAAAUCUGGACCAAAUUCGUCUUAUUAUGUUGAAGAAACUGACGUGACAUCUCGACAUAUUUGGGAUAGCCCUCCUAGAGAAAACGGUCACGUGUCCAAAUUAGAACCAAUCAGAUUGCGCGGAAGGUUGCCGGACAUAAAAAAUUUGGAGAGUUCCAGUAUACCAUCUUGGGCUCGUGCAAAGACUUCUAAUGCUUUUGUUUAAAUAGGCAACGGGUGUAUUUUAUGUAAUGAUACAAGAUGCUGGAGAUAACUAUUUUAACUUCUCGUGUAUAUUUUGUGUAUAGAUGUAUAUAAGUGAACUGCCAUAAUAAUUAUAUCCGAUUUCUUUUCUUA